Aureobasidium pullulans EXF-150 is the source of this 2492-nucleotide messenger RNA. RefSeq lists its product as uncharacterized. Gene Ontology annotation, biological process: glucan catabolic process. The coding region runs from base 1 to 2409 and encodes 802 amino acids. Gene Ontology annotation, molecular function: beta-glucosidase activity. The transcript is spliced from 9 exons. Lineage: Eukaryota; Fungi; Ascomycota; Dothideomycetes; Dothideales; Saccotheciaceae. The record is from RefSeq and is a predicted model, not a curated record.
AUGUAUCGCCCUUUGAACACCAUUGCUGCGGCUCUGACUGCAAUUGGUCUGGCCGGAGCGCAGAACAGCAGCUGGAAUCAUGAGCUUUACACCUCUAGCCCUCCAGUCUAUCCUAGCCCGGAAACAGCUGGCAUCGGAUGGGAGACUGCUUUGGCUCAAGCAGAGGCCUUCUUGACCGAUCUGACUCUGGAAGAGAAGGCUGGAUUGGUCACGGGUUCUGCCGGUCCUUGUGUGGGCAAUAUCGCCCCAAUUGAGCGUCUAGGCUUCGACGGCCUUUGCUUGCAGGAUGGACCUCUCGCAAUCAGACAGGCUACCUAUGCUUCAGUCUUCCCUGCUGGCUUAACAGCUGCAGCCUCUUGGGACAAGGGCUUGAUCUACACACGCGGAUUAUAUAUGGCUCAAGAGUUCAAAGGUAAGGGAGCUAAUAUAGCUCUCGGUCCUGUUGUCGGACCGUUAGGUCGCCAUGGCCGUGGUGGACGUAAUUGGGAAGGUUUCUCUCCCGAUCCAUAUCUGAGUGGUGUUGCUGUCGAGCAGACAAUCUGGGGCAUGCAGUCGACCGGAGUCCAGGCUUGUGUCAAGCACUACAUCGGCAACGAACAAGAGACUCAGCGCAACCCAUCCACUCGCAAUGGAACAACUAUCGAAGCUGUUUCAUCCAACAUCGAUGAUCGCACCAUGCACGAACUAUACGCCUGGCCAUUCGCCAAUGCUAUCCGAAGCGGUGUCGCAUCUGUAAUGUGUUCAUACAACAGAGUCAACGGUUCGUACGGCUGUGCUAAUUCCAAAACAUUGAACGGUAUCCUCAAAGAAGAGUUCGGUUUCCAAGGCUAUGUCAUGAGUGAUUGGGGUGCUACUCAUAGUGGUGUUGCAUCGAUAAACGCCGGCCUCGACAUGGAUAUGCCAGGCACUAUUGGCUUCCGUGCAGGGGGUAACAGCUUCUUUGGCGGUAACAUCACGACGGCCGUCAAUAACGGAUCACUCUCCGAAGGCCGCCUCGACGACAUGAUCAAGCGUAUCAUGACACCGUACUUCCAUCUCAAGCAAGACACCGACUUUCCUUCCAUCGAUCCAAGCGAGAUCCCUCUCAACAGCUUCUUUGGUGCUGCCGCUUCCACUGUUGCAUUCCCCCUGGGCUCAGUCGCGAAUGUUGAUGUCCGUGAGAACCAUGCCACUCUGAUCAGGGAACUUGGCUCAGCUGGUACUGUUCUGUUGAAGAACGUCAAUGGUGCUUUGCCAUUGAAGGCUCCAAAGAACAUUGCAGUAUUAGGUAAUGAUGCUGGAGACAUUCUGAACGGCGAGUACUUCUCUGCCGCACCUUAUCAGUCUAAUCCGUUCGGAUAUGAGUACGGCACACUCCCCGUUGGUGGCGGUAGUGGUACAGGAAGAUUAUCUUAUCUUGUCGACCCACUCACUGCUAUCAAAGCUAGAGCUGCCCAGGACGGUAGUCUCGUACAGUAUAUCUUGAACAACACUCUGUUGUCAACACCUCGUGGUCUUGCGUCCCUCCAGCCAACACCACCUGAUGUAUGUCUCGUCUUCUUGAAGACCUGGGCUGAAGAAGGCGAAGACAGGAGCACGCUUCUGGCAGAUUGGAACAGCACGGCAGUUGUCGAAUCAGUGGCUAGCGUUUGCAACAACACCAUCGUUGUAACCCAUUCAGGCGGACUGAACAUCCUUCCUUGGGCAGAGAACCCCAACGUCACUGCCAUUCUAGCAGCACAUUUACCUGGCACCGAGACAGGAAACUCCUUGGUUGAUAUCCUUUACGGUGAUGUUAACCCAAGCGGUAGAUUGCCCUACACAAUUGCCAAGACGCAAGAGGACUAUGCUUUUGCCGACAUCACCAACAGCACCGCUCUUGUUACCACCAGAGACCCCAACGCGUGGCAAUCUGAUUUCACCGAAGGUCUCUUGAUUGAUUACCGCCAUUUCGACUACUACAACCAAAGCGUCCAGUAUGAAUUUGGCUUCGGUCUCUCAUAUUCCACAUUUGACAUCUCAUCCCUGAGUGUCAGCAAGGUCUAUGGUGGCUACAACAUCAGCAGCACUCCUCCCCCUGCCAAGAUCAUCCCUGGAGGUAACCCUACUCUAUGGGAUGUCCUCUACCGAGCAACAGUGACCGUAUCAAACACAGGAGAUGUGGCUGGUGCUACAGUACCACAGUUGUAUUUGUCACUCCCUCAGGUUCCCGGCGAAGAUCCCACACCGCUCAAGGUCCUUCGUGGCUUCGAGAAGGUCAGCCUUCAGCCAGGGCAAAACACGGUAGUCAACUUCGAUCUCACCAGACGUGAUCUUAGUUACUGGAGCAUCUAUCAACAGGACUGGGUCAUUGCAGGAGGAGAGAUCGGAGUCUCGGUUGGACUGAGCAGCAGAGACAUCAAGGCGACCUCCUCAAUCCGAGUCCUUUGAUAAGGAUGGCAAUACGUAGCGCUGCUUCUUGCUUCGGUUAAAUUGUGUGUAGUAGAUAGGUAAUCAUGAUCCAAUGGACCGGC